AAAAAGAAAAUAAGGGAGCACCCCGAAAUAAAUAAACAAAAUAAAAUAGUGCUCCAGAGUCCAGAGUCUAGCAAGCGAAGCCGAACCCAUGUUGCCUUCCUUCCAAGACAUUCAAAGCACCCCGCAACAAGCACGAGUAGUAGUGUAACCCAAGAAUUCUUGUUCUCUCUGUUUCUUCCUCUCCUUCUCUGAGAGGGAUAAAGAGAGAAGUCUCCAAUUCCGAUCCGAACAAGACCCCGAGAAAAAACGAAAAAAUGCCUGACACGGAUGGCUCCUCAAAACCCCCACAAAUCUCUGAGAUGUUCCAGAAAUUUGCCCAGGCUUUUAAGUCCAAGACCAUUGAAUUCUUCGCCGAAAUCGAACCCGUCGAAGAUUCCGAUGGCUUUUCGCUUCUUGACUCCGCCGAAGAAGUGAUCACUGACCAGAAAGUCGUGGUCAUCAAACCCGACCCAAUUCGCGGUUCCUCUCUGCCAGCACAGCCAUCACCAUCACCACCACAGUCGGUGAUAACAAGGCCGUUGAGCCGGACCCAGAAUAUAAUUAUCAAUACCCGGAUGACCCAGACCCUGAUUUCUUACAUUUUCGCCACCGUUUCCUCGUUUGAAGCUUCGUACUUUCAGUUACAGGCUGCUCACGUUCCGUUUGUUGGGGAAAGCGUGAAGGACGCAGAUAGAGCUUUGGUCUCACACCUCCAAAGGCUGUCUGAGUUCAAGAAAUUCUAUAAAGAUUCUUGUAGAAACCCGGAUUUUGGUGCUGAUUUGCCAAUUGGGUCUUGCUUGGAAGCUCAGGUGGAAGAGAAUCAGAGCAAGCUGCGGAUACUCGGGAGCGUCUCGAACCGGUUGCAGACAGAGAUUGAUCAGAAAGACAACCAGGUCUUGGCUUUGAAGAAGAAGUUGGGUGAGAUUCAGAAGUCCAAUUUGGAAUUGUCAAAGAGGUUGUCUGGUAAUUUGAAUUCAUCUUAUGAGGUUUUGUUGUCUGUUAGAGUAUUUGAUUCUAUGUUACAUGAUGCUUGUAGAGAAACACAUAGGUUUACAAAAAUUUUGAUCGAAUUGAUGAGAAAAGCUAUGUGGGAUUUGGAUUUGGCCGCCAAUUCUGUCUAUUCGGAUAUUGAAUAUGCUAAGAAAGGGCAUAAUCGGUAUGCUUUUCUGUCGUAUGUUUGUUUAUUGAUGUUCAAAGGGUUUGAUUUAGAAGAGUUCGGAUUGGGUGAGAAUGAAAUUGCGUGCAAUGGGCAGAUUUUGAGUUCAGAAAAGAAUAGAACCUCUUUGAAGCAAUUGCUCGAGCACGUAUCUAGCAACCCUCUGGAGUUGCUAAGUAUGAGUUGGAAUUGUGAUUUUUCUAGAUUUUGUGAGACUAAGUAUCAGGAGCUUAUCCACCCUACCAUGGAAUCGUCCAUUUUCAGUAAUCUGGAUCAAAAUGAAACUAUAUUGAAUUCGUGGAGAUCACUGAGUGUCUUCUAUGAGUCAUUUGUCAGAAUGGCAAGCUCGAUAUGGACUCUACAUAAGUUGGCCUUUUCAUUUAAUCCUGUGGUUGAGGUUUUUAAAUUGGAGAGAGGCGUGGAUUUCUCCAUGGUGUACAUGGAAGAUGUCACAAGGAGAUGUAUGUUUCCCGGUAAAACCAGAUCAAAGGUGGGGUUCACAGUGGUUCCAGGAUUUAAAAUCGGAGGGGUAGUAAUUCAGUCUCAGGUUUAUUUAAGUGGCUUGCAAUGUACAGAGUAGUAAUCCAUGGUUCUGGUUAUGGAAGUUGUGACAAUGGUAAUGAACAGAACAGUUAGAUUCCAUGAUCCCAAACCAGUUGUUUUGGUUUUACUCUCACAGGCUUUGUUUGCCGGUCAAGGUUUAGGGAUUGAGUUCCAUGAAGUAUCAAAGAAUGCACUGCUCCCCUUUUCGCUCUGAUUGGGAGGAAACUGCUUGAAAUACACAGUUAUCAGCCUCUUGCUAUGCUGCUGAACGGGGAGCUGCAGGUGGCAGAGCAGGCUCUUUUCUGGCUAUCUCUUGACAUGUAGCUGCGAUUCGAUCUGCUUUGUGAAUUUGGUUUUCCUUAUUUAUGUUUGUUAACUCACAUGUAGAGUAAACUGUAUAGUACCUUCUUCUUCCCCCACCCCCCACAACCACCCCCCCCCCCCCCCCCCCGGGGGCACGGGUUCAUCUAACAAAUAAUCUUAGUAUUUUGACUUUCAAUUGUAAAUGGUUACUGCAGGAGCAAAUAGACAUAAUUGUUACAACUUACAUACCCUUUAGAAAAAAAUUUCUUAUUCUGAAUGAGAGAAGUAAUGUUGGAUGUCCACCACCAUCUUAUCCCAACUUUAUUUCUCUUUGGCACUGCUGAGAUGUUGGAUUCCUUAUGUUGUCUUUUCACGUUGGCUUGGAUUGAGGUUGAUGAAACACUGGUGCAUAGAUUCUAGACAGCAUAGUACUUGUUUCAUUUCGACCACCAGCAUUGUGACUUUGCAGAUGACUUGUUAGUGUAAACUUGUAUAUAAUUGCAGUAUGCGGCCGAGAGGCUCAAUUUCCUGCUUGA
This is a messenger RNA of Carya illinoinensis, 2517 nucleotides long. RefSeq names its product protein GRAVITROPIC IN THE LIGHT 1-like. The transcript has a single exon. Lineage: Eukaryota; Viridiplantae; Streptophyta; Magnoliopsida; Fagales; Juglandaceae. The record is from RefSeq and is a predicted model, not a curated record. Gene Ontology annotation, biological process: negative gravitropism; response to red or far red light. The coding region runs from base 255 to 1715 and encodes 486 amino acids.